AUGGCUUUAGUGUCUUUCAGAAUAAAUGUGGCAAACUCCUUGCUGGAAGCACAGGUGGAAGGACAUCCUGGCUGGCUCCUGGUGUGCCACGAGCACUGGAGUGGCUCCCUGGGCACUCUGCUCUGCAGGCAGCUCGGGCACCUCAGGAUGACCCAUCAGAAGGGAGUGAACCUGACUGAGCUCAGGCUGAAUGAGGCUCAGCAGUUCCUGCAGGUGAGGCCCCAGCAGGAAGGCAGCCUGGAGGACAUGUGGCAGGUCAGGAGCAGCUGCGAAUCAGGUCGAGUGGUGGCUCUGAAAUGCUCAGAGUGUGGGCUGUGCCCUGGCACCGUGCGGGUGGUCGGGGGGCUGGAUGUGCCCCCGGGGCGCUGGCCCUGGCAGGUCAGUGUGUACCACGGCUCCCAGCACCGCUGUGGGGGCUCCGUGCUGGCUCGGGAGUGGAUCAUCACAGCAGCUCACUGCGUGCACAGCAGCUCCAUCAGGCAGGAGGUUGGGGUGGCAGUCAAGAAAAUCAUUCACCACCCACUUUAUAAUGACAACAGCCUCGACUACGACAUCGCCCUCAUGAAGCUGCGAGUGCCCCUCAACUUCUCAGAUGCCAUCCGUGCUGUGUGCCUGCCACCCUCCCACCAGGACCUCCUCCAGGGCACCCAGUGCUGGGUCUCUGGCUGGGGAUACACCACACCUGACCAAGCGCAGGUGACAGUGACGCUGAAGGAAGCUCUGGUGCCUCUGAUCGGCAGCAGGAGGUGUAACAGCUCGUGCAUGUAUGCAGGAGAGAUCACUGCCAGGAUGCUCUGUGCUGGCUACCUGCAGGGCCAGGUGGAUGCCUGCCAGGGGGACAGUGGAGGUCCCCUGGUCUGCCAGGAUGAGUCCACGUGGCGCUUGGUGGGGAUUGUGAGCUGGGGCCAGGGCUGUGCUGAGCCCAACCACCCUGGGGUCUACACCAACGUGGCUCAGCUGCUGCCCUGGAUCUACCAGGUCACUGAGGGAAACCUGAGUGGGAAGGAGCAAAGUUUGGCACUUGAGCGUUCCUGCAAGGGCAUCCAAAGCUCCCAGAGCCUGUGGGGUUCAUGUGUGGUUGGCAGGGCCAAAAGAGGUAAGACAGAGGGGCCACAGGCCCUGAUGGAGAACUGCAUAGAUGAGGUUCACUACUGA
This is a messenger RNA of Acanthisitta chloris (rifleman), 1155 nucleotides long. RefSeq names its product transmembrane protease, serine 5 (gene TMPRSS5). Gene Ontology annotation, biological process: proteolysis. Gene Ontology annotation, cellular component: membrane. Gene Ontology annotation, molecular function: serine-type endopeptidase activity. The record is from RefSeq and is a predicted model, not a curated record. NCBI's taxonomy places the organism in Eukaryota, Metazoa, Chordata, Aves, Passeriformes, Acanthisittidae. Bases 1 to 1155 code for a protein of 384 amino acids. The transcript has 9 exons.